Triticum urartu is the source of this 1028-nucleotide messenger RNA. The record is from RefSeq and is a predicted model, not a curated record. NCBI's taxonomy places the organism in Eukaryota, Viridiplantae, Streptophyta, Magnoliopsida, Poales, Poaceae.
CUCCGCGCGGGGGGGGCCCGGGCGGCGGCCGCCGGGGUCUCGCGGGAGGAGGUCGUCGUCAUCACGCAGUGCGCCUCGCUCGGUGGGAAGUUGCCUUUUGAUGAUGCAUCGGUGGGUGCUGUUCUAUCUGUCAUAAAAAAUGUGGAGAGCUUUGGGGAUAAGUUGGUUGCUGAAAUUAGCCGAGUGCUGAAAGCUGGUGGAAUUGUGCUGGUACAGAGCUUCACACCCUCUGCUGAUCAGAAGCCAAACAAUUAUAUCGAGCGCCAGCUACUCAUGGGAGGUUUUGUUGAAGUGCAAGCUUCUGCCACAAGCUCGCAGGAUAGUGUGCAAUCUGUUACUAUCAAGGCAAAGAAGCCCUCGUGGAGUAUGGGUUCUUCCUUCCCCCUGAAGAAAGCAGUAAAGGCUCUUCCAAAGAUUGAAAUUGACGACGAUGAUGAACUGAUUGACGAAGACAGCCUCUUGACUGAGGAGGACUUGAAGAAGCCACAGCUUCCAGUUGUAGGAGAUUGUGAGGUGGGAGCUACAAAGAAGGCAUGCAAGAACUGCAGUUGUGGCAGGGCCGAGGCUGAGCAGAAGGUGGAGAAGCUGGGGCUCACUGCAGAACAGAUUGAUAACCCUGUCUCAGCUUGUGGCAGUUGUGGGUUGGGCGAUGCGUUCCGAUGCAGCACCUGCCCAUACAGAGGCCUGGCGCCGUUCAAGUUGGGCGAGAAGGUUACCUUGUCUGACAACUUCCUCUCGGCCGACAUAUGAUGACGGACAGCAGCUGCGGAUAUGAAAUGUGCCUUGUUGGAUUUGUUGGUUCGUUAGGAAGAUAUAUCUGCGUACGUUUUUUUCGUGGUGAUGGUGGUUACAGCAAAAGAAGAGUGCGUUUGGAGUAGCAGCUCGUGUUAGCAUGUCGUGCGUGUCCUUUCUCUCCCACCUAGGCUGAAGCGAGAAUUGGAUCGUGUGUGCGCCUCUGUAUUCGGCAAGAAGAUUACAUGCAUGUAAUUUGACGAAGAAACAUAUGAUGGAAAGACUUUGGUCUGCUA